AUGCUGUACCCGACAGCCAGUGAAGACCCCUGUGAGGAGCUGUUACCUUGGGAACCACAAGAUGAUCUGGAGUUUGAUGAUGACUUUGUGCUGAGCAAGCAGCCAAGAUCACUAGUGGCUGACGUCAUGACCAGUGCUGCACAGGAGUCCUCCAAGCUGAAGUUUACGAAGCAAGGUGUGCCUUGUGAUGACAGUGAUUCUGACCUAGAGGACUUCCACCACAUACUAGACCAGUCAGAGUUCACACUGAAGCUGUCUGAUCAGUCCCUGAGGAAGAAAAGAAAGAACCCAAUGGGGACAGGAUUACACCCAAACCCAGCCAAAUAUGACGAGAUUAUUGUGACGUAUGAGACCAACAAGCGCUGCCUGGAGAGCAUCUGCCAGCACCUCAACUCUGAUGAUGUCACCGAGCAAGACCUCCUCAGGGUUAAGGGACUGAUGAAUCAGUGGGAGAAACUACACAACCUGGCUUUGGAACGACACAAGCAGGCCAAGUUUUUCCAUUCUGUCAACGAGGUCAUGUUUGGUGCACAGGCUGUGAUCCGGGAAGCUGAGAGUUGUCUUCCUUAUGACAGAUUUAGCUCAGCCGAGCAGCUGAAGCAGCUUGUCUGCUUUCUGGAGGAAAAACUAAGAGUUCUGGGGCAGCAAGGGAAUCAAUUGGAAGAGGUGAAACAGCAGCUGAAAGAGUUUUCUGUCCAGUAUCCCACUGUUUAUGUGGACAAGUACAUGCAAGAGUUGACCAGUCUUCACAAGUCAUCAACUACCAUGGCUAACAAAGUGUCAGAGCACUUGAAGCAUCUUGGUGACAACCAAGCUGCCUGGUUGGAGUUUCUAGCUCGCCAGCAGGAGCUGGAUGCCUUCCUGGUCACCGACAGGGAGAGGUUGCACAAGUUGCUCUGCCAGCAGGAGUUUGGUGUACGUGUUACCAAGAAAGAUGUCUUAAAAGAGCUGGAGACGUUGCAAGAGAACCUGUCCCUGUAUGAGUCCAGACUGUCAGCACUGCAGUCCAUGUGGGCAUCUCUGACCAAGACCUCAGACCACGCAGCCCAGCAGCAGCUACUAGCCUCUGUGGCUGACCUGCGUAACCAGCUCUUUGUGGUGUCUGAGCGGUGCCGUGAGAUCUACUAUGACAUGGAAGAUGAUGAGACCAUCCCGCUGGACCAGCAGACAGAUCUCAACCAGCUGGCUGUCACUGCUGCAGCUCUGGUCUUCAAGAAUCCAAAGUCACAGAAGUCUUCUACAGCAAGCUGUCCAGCUGCAUCCCAUGUCGGCACCGGCAUCACCCGCAGCUGUGCCUCCUGGCUGCGCUCUCUCCCUGUCCAGGUAGUGGCUCUGAUGCUGGUCACGGGCUUGGUCUGUGCCCUGGACCCCGACAUCCUCAAGCGCCUGACCAACUUCUCACUGACCAUCAGCCCUGAGCUGUGUUACGUCAAUGGACCACCUACCAUAUGA
Candidula unifasciata is the source of this 1452-nucleotide messenger RNA. The record is from the annotation of a GenBank genome assembly. NCBI's taxonomy places the organism in Eukaryota, Metazoa, Mollusca, Gastropoda, Stylommatophora, Geomitridae.